Strongylocentrotus purpuratus (purple sea urchin) is the source of this 3232-nucleotide messenger RNA. Its product is annotated as protein zwilch homolog. NCBI's taxonomy places the organism in Eukaryota, Metazoa, Echinodermata, Echinoidea, Camarodonta, Strongylocentrotidae. The record is from RefSeq and is a predicted model, not a curated record. Gene Ontology annotation, biological process: protein localization to kinetochore; mitotic spindle assembly checkpoint signaling. Gene Ontology annotation, cellular component: RZZ complex. The transcript has 14 exons. The coding region runs from base 76 to 1905 and encodes 609 amino acids.
GAUCAAAAUGUCAAUCUAUAGGAAACGUAUUCGGUGAGCUUCCGUUCGUCGUUCGUUUUCAACAGGCAAAUAAAGAUGGAUUCUAUCGAGUUACUGAAUGAUACAAUGAAGAGACUUGCUGCUAAAGAAGACAGUGAGAUAACAGCUGAAGGAUGGCUCAUCAAAGCAGUAUCUGUUGGGGAAACUUUCUUGAAAGACCUUCUUUGUGCUAACAAACAUAACAAGAGGAUAGCCUUGCUACAGAAAAACAAUAGACAAAAUGAUACCUCACAUCAAAAUGGUGACAUAUCUUUAGAGUCUGAUUUGGAUGAAUCUAAGGAAGAAAGCAAGGAUGUCAGUUCAUGUAGCUUACUGAAUGGAGAGGAUAAAGACAGUCAUCUCUUGCCAGUGGAAGAUGCAAGGAACAUUCUGACGAUGUACACCAUGCUGCAUAGUCCCCUGGUACAGACCAACAACCAAGUAGACCCAGAGUCUCUCCUUCCACUAUGGAUCCUGUGUGAUGGCAAGGAUCCAGAAAGAACCAGUUUAAUCGGCUGUGAACUGGCCCAUACCGGUUCAGGUCAGGAGUCAGACAGCAGUCCAUUCAUCCUCACCACAGUCACAUCUGAUGAUCCCAUUUCUAGCAAGGCAGAUGUUCCAACUUUGCAGCAGGUUAUUUUAGAGGCUCAUGAAGACUUAGCAUCUAAGUACAUAGCAAGUCAAGGCUUUGCUCAGUUUGAAGUGGUCAGCCAGCUUAGUGCAGAUACCACAUUAGCUGAGACUCAGAGUAGUGAUUCCUCCUACAUAGCAGUAGAGUGUACAUGGAACCAAGUCAAGAAGAUACUGGAGAGCCCACGGGAUGCUAGCUGUAAAGUGCUGAUACGUGCUGUGCCAGGUGACAUGAGAAACACCCCUUUAGAAGUCUACAAAGAACUAUGCUUAUUAAAGACAUUUGCUGACAGCUUAGAAACAGGAGAAGUGAACUGGAUAACACGAGAGAAGACGAGCUCAAUUCAAGAUCUUGUAACAACCUUCUUGGAUGAGAUCAAAGGUGGACCCAUUUAUAAGAGAAAGACUGGAGACGACGCUGAUGAUUUGGAUGCCCAGCUUUGUUGGAAGGCAGCGUUUGAUAGAAGCGAUUUAGACUUCACUGAACGGCUCUGGAAUAUCCUCCGGAAUAAUGCAACAUGUUAUGAAGAUAUCACUACAGCCUUCAGCAUGGUGAUCAAUGAACUUAACAGAGGACAGAUACAGCCAAUGGUUCACAGAAGUAAUCAGACUACAUUAGCCCAAGAGCUCCGGAUGUUGUACGAAGACCCAGCCCAUAUGUUCAGUCUAAAUCAUUCUCCAAUGACUCACCUUGUGGAGAUAGCCAUUGAUAAGAUUCAGAGAGACUAUACAAACUUCUUCUUAGCCAAGAAGUUGACCACCCUGUAUUCCCUGGAAUGGUUCGUCCAAUCAGUUGACCUCUUGACCCCGGGUGAGCUGGUCAAGAGGUUACGGAGUCUACAUUGUAUCUUGGAGGUUUCCAUGCUAGCAUCUCAAUCCUUGGGUCUUCCUACCAACAAUAUACUCACACUCAUCAGGAAUGCCCUGGACUACUAUCGGAAUAACUCUCCUGAUGUUCAGCAUACAUUUGUACUUCCUGUGGAGCAGACCAGUGUUGUCAGCUUGUACCAAAAUCAGCAGCCGAGUGUAUGGAGGUUGACUACACAGUGUGGAUGUAGGGGUGAUAAGACCAGCUCGGUCUAUCAGCUCAGCUCAAGACCGUUCAUUGACAGUGUCAUCCAAACAACAGAUAUGGCCAUAGAUGAUGAAGGUGAAGAACAGGAGCCAUUCCACUACUUUGUGACACGGGUGAAAAGAGACUUGGAGCCAUUUGUGCCUGUCAACAGUUUUGAGACCAUCCAAAAUGGAAAUAUGUGAGAAGAUAUUGUUUGCUCAUAGAGCUCUUUCAUCAAGUCUUCCUAAGUCGUUCUGGAACUCAAAAAUUCUCUCAUAUUUUGAAGAAGGGCGCUAAUGAGUUGCGCUGUUGUCCUAAAAGCAGACGCGCGCUAUUGCGCUAAACGCAGACAUGCACUAUUGCAUUAAGCAGAAGGUCGUAAGCAUUUAAAUGCCUGUAACUUAAAAAAUACCUGCUUAUUUGAUACACAGCUACUCAAAUCGUGUCGUCACAAAUUUACUAUCGACUUUUUAUUAGUUGAUGAAGGGAGAAAUUCCUGUCAUAUGACAUGUAUGGAGUAAUCAAAAUAUUAGAAGUGAAUGAUCAGGAAUACAUGACCUUGUGCCUGCAGCACGAUGAGUCGUAUGCUGAGACAUUGUAGUCAGCUAGAGAGGAGCUUCAUUUUUACUUGGCGUUGACUGAUGAGGGAAUGACCAUGAGAACCCCCUUUCAGAUUAUUUUGAAUGAUGUCAUCAAGGAAUUUGAAGGAGAACUUCAAACUAGGCAUCCUUUUUUACAACUUUAAUUUGGGUGAGCAAUGAAAUAAAAAUGGGUUCAUAUAUAGCUACAGAAUUGCCAAUAUGUGUUUGAUUGAUUGCAACUUCAAAAAAUCACAACUUUCUUAUUUUCAAUCAGAUUUUGCCCAAACUUUCACUGAUCUGUCCAUCUCAUUUUUCUGCUUCUAUUAAAACAAACUUAAUAUCAGGGUGGACUUUCCCUUUAAAUACAGAGCCUAUGCACUUAUGCAGUAUGAUGUCAGGCUAGUCUCAAAGUGCAGGCACUACUAUGUAGAAAGGAAGAACAAAGGAUUGUGCCUGCAAACUACAAAAAUAGCUUGGGAAAGGUAAAGUAAUAGAAUUAUAUGGUUCUGCUAUAGGUUAUAUAUUAUGUGUAACAUUAAAUGUUAUAGUCACAAUUGUAUAUGUAAGCUCUCAUUGCUUUUGUAUUUACUGUACAUGACAUUUUAUUUGAAAAAAUCAGGAGUACCAAUCACCAAAACACGUUCUGUUCUCGAUGCUAUAGUGUAGUCUACUAUGAGCUUCAAAUAUUUCUUCUACAUAGAGACUUCUAGUGAACUGUAAAACACCUUUUAUGUUUUUUGUGUUUUCCUUUAUUUACUUCAUGCUCCUUAACUGUUUACCAGUAGAAUGCCAGGUAUAGUUUUUUAGCUUGAUUUUAUACAUUCUACCUAUACACAAAUGAUUUUUCAGGUAAUUGGUAGCCUACACUUUAAGAUUGGCUUCCUAAUAUGACUUAAUUAAAAUUCCUGAAGAAGUUCAGCCAAGGCAGUACAUAAGUAAAACCAUUUGA